AUGUGCCAAUCACCAACAAUCCAGGCAUUCGCAGCUGAAACUAAUUUGACCGACGAAGAAAUGGACAAAAUGCAGGAAGUAAUGUCGUCGAUUGCAUCGGGCUCUAACACCAACUUCAGCAGUGCUGAAGCGGCCAAUUUCAACUUCUUUACUAUGUACCUGUUCUUACUCAGUAAUAUGUUUGACAACAACAACACCAUCAACAACAAGAAAAAAAAAAGAGCUGAAAAGAAGAUCUCAUAA
Messenger RNA from Enterobius vermicularis (human pinworm), 243 nucleotides. The record is from the annotation of a GenBank genome assembly. NCBI's taxonomy places the organism in Eukaryota, Metazoa, Nematoda, Chromadorea, Rhabditida, Oxyuridae.